Messenger RNA from Carassius gibelio (silver crucian carp), 2882 nucleotides. Its product is annotated as transmembrane protein 169-like. The record is from RefSeq and is a predicted model, not a curated record. Bases 239 to 1099 code for a protein of 286 amino acids. The transcript has 3 exons. NCBI's taxonomy places the organism in Eukaryota, Metazoa, Chordata, Actinopteri, Cypriniformes, Cyprinidae.
CGCAUCUGUCUCAGCUAACGCAGCUAAGCAUUUAAUCGCAAGAGUUUUCACAGCUGCUAUUUCAUGCAUUUACAUCUGGUAGGUAAGAAAUAAAAAUGUAGUUCUCAUGAAUCCAGCAGGAGCUUCUGGUGGUUGUGAAGAAGACGUUUGUUACAGCCUGUCAUGUUCGGAUGGAGUAAAUAGCCUUCUCCAGUCUUUCUGAAGUUGUAUCUCCUCCCAAAGCUUGCGAGACACUAACAUGGAGCAGGUGGAGCAGCUCAGGUCUGCCAGCCCUCAGCUGGAGUCUGUAAGGUCAGAGGUCUCAGAAGGGCAGGAUGAAGGAAGCACCAGCACUCGAAGGAAGAGGAGAAAGCGAGAGCACCGGCCGGAGUCCAUCAUCGUCUACCGCUCUGAUCCAGAGAGAGACCAUGGAGGAGAUAGCGAGGCUGGAGAGAGGAACUCUGAAGAGGGAGCUACGUUCCUGAACAACCCCAGCAGUGAAGGUUGGGCCGUGUCUACUGACAGCCGCUACGUGACGCUCACAGGGACCAUCACACGCGGAAAGAAGAAAGGUCAGAUGGUGGACAUCCACGUCACGCUCACCGAGAGAGAGCUGCAGGAGAUGGCCAGGUCAAAGGAGCGUCUGGAUGCCGAAUGCGACGCUCGCGAGGGAUCGAGUCGCUCGUGUGGUCUCGGUCUUUCUCAGGGACCCCAUGUUGUCCUGUGGAGCCUCUCCUGCGCUCCCUUCAUCUUCGUCCUGUCCUUCAUCACCUCGUUUUACUACGGUACUCUCACUUGGUACAAUAUAUUCCUGGUGUACAACGAGGAGCGGACGUUCUGCCAUAAGAUCACGGUCUGCCCGUUCCUCAUCAUCUUCUACCCCGUGCUCAUUGUGGCUCUGUCGCUGUCGCUGGGCUUGUACUCGGCCGUGGUGCAGGUGUCCUGGGCCUUCAGCGAGUGGUGGCUGUCGGUCAGGGAUCUGGAGAAGGGUUUCUGCGGAUGGGCUUGUGGGAAGCUGGGACUGGAGGACUGUUCUCCGUACAGCGUGGUCGAGCUGCUGGACUCGGACACUAUUUCUGGGAGUCUGCGGGGAAAGUCGCAGCAAACAUCCUCGGUGUGAUUAGAAAUCUCUGAUGGUUACACAGCCCUGCAUUUUAAUAAUAUAUUAUAAUAGUUCUCCCAGAAACAACAUUUUCUGAAAUGUACUCACUGUUAGGUCAUACAAGAUAAGGAUGAGUUUGUUUCUUCGUCAGAUUUGGAGAAAUGUAGCAUUGCAUCAGUGUCUCAUCAGUGGAUGCUUUGCAGUGAAUGGGUGCCGUCAGAAUUAGAGUCCAAACAACUGAUAAAUGCAUCACAGUAAUCCACAACACUUCAGUUCACUGUGCAGAGCUGUGGCUCUCCAGGAAUUAAGUUUAAAGCCAUCGCAUCUGGCUAAAAUACGAGUUCAUAAUCCAUAAUAACAUUUCUUCUUAUGAAAACGCCUUCUCCUGUUGUGUCUCUCAUCAAAAUCCAGCCACGUAUUUGUGUUGUGUUACUAUGGAUUAAGGACUUGUAUUUUUUUUUCGGGAGCAACAGUUUAAAGGUAAAUCAUCUUAAUGAUAUAUUUUAUUUUUUAUAAAUAUGCAGCUUUUGGCAGAUGCAUUGGUGAAGCAAAUCUGAUGAAGAAACGAUCUAAAUCUUGCAUGACCUGAAAGUGAGCAUAUUUCAGCAAAUUUUCAUUCCUGGGUCAACUAUUCCUUUAAUUGUAAUGCUUCAGGAUGAAUUGAACUUGUGAUCUGCAAAGUACUGUAAAAAAUGUUUAAAUAACUUUUGCUAAAUCUGUAAUUUUCUGUGACUCUUGGGGUGUAGUGAAACACUUAUCUACACGUAGGAGAAAACAUCCGGGUCAUGUUUGCAUUUCUCUCUAUAAGGCUAUAAUUCUGUGAAUUCUGUCUGCCUUGAAAUCAGGAUUAGGAAGAAAAUAACGUAAUGCAUCAGAAAAUGGGCUGAGAACUGAACAAAUAGUUGCAGUUGGCUCCGUGGAGGACAUGAAUCAUUUGGAUUUCAUUCAGCAGAUGUAAUGCAGGGUGGUGUUACUGCUCAUGGGCCAAACUUUUAUUUAGUCCUUUUUUCAUAUUGUGGGGCAUUCAUUCUUUCAUAUGCAGUACAUUUUAAAUAUUUAUUCUUUGCCAUUUUUUAUUGGCACUUGGAAGGUGUUCAUUUUGGAUCCUGGGCCAAACUCUAAUUUGUUUUACUAAUUUAGUCUCUUGCUCACCAAGAAAGUUGUUGUUUUUUUACAGCAUUUUUUCAUAUUGUAAGACAUUCAUUCUUUCAUAUGCGGUACAUCUAAACUAUUUAUUCUUUGCUCAUUUAUUGUAUUUUUUAAACAGUUUGCAUGUCUUUCUUUUUAUAUUUAAAAUGUUUUUGUUUUUUUCUAUAAAGCAGAUGGGUUAUUGAAAGAGCAGAGGAGUAAAGGCUUUUCAUAACCCCCUGUAAAAUGAAGCCAUAUAUAAUCAUCUUCAAGUGAACUGUGAGAUGUUUUGUGAGAUUGUGAGAAGCCCUGUGUAUCCUGUGAGUAGUUUUAUUUAUGACGAGCCCCAGAGAAUUUAAUAAAUGAACACAAAAGUGGCAAAUUAUGUGCAGAAUGUUGUGUGUUUGUGUUUAUGGGGGCUGACAAUUAUUACAAAUAUUAUAUUCAUAAGAGUCAUAACCAGUACAAAGACUGUGUCUGAGUCAAAAUAACAUUUUAAAUCACUGCAUAUCAAAUGCAUUAUGAGAAAAUGGUGUUUCUUCUGUCUAACAUUAGGUUGGUUAGUCAAUUUUUCAUUACGUUUUUCUUCGUUUCUCUUUGAUUUAAUCGUUUGAACUUGCAUUUAUAUUGUGCAGUGAUGCUCAAAGAAGAUAAUAAAAUGAAUACUCCUGUA